This is a messenger RNA of Macrobrachium nipponense, 840 nucleotides long. RefSeq lists its product as uncharacterized. The record is from RefSeq and is a predicted model, not a curated record. The coding region runs from base 22 to 321 and encodes 99 amino acids. Lineage: Eukaryota; Metazoa; Arthropoda; Malacostraca; Decapoda; Palaemonidae. The transcript has 4 exons.
CAGGAAGAGCUGAAAUCAGCCAUGAAGGUGGCAGCCGUGAGUUCUCUUGUCUUGCUGGCGUUAGUCUCCGCUUGCACCUGCGCCCCGACGGACGGAGAUGGAAGCGAAAUGUUCAUCCCUACACCAGAGAUGAUUAAGGCCUUCAUUCCCACACCGGAGGAAAUAGCCGCCCUUGCAGCCCUCCACACAACACCUGCUCCAGGGGCACCACCCCCACCCCCACCAUCUGGACCUCCAACCAUGCCCCCUGCUGUUGCUGCCCUGAUAGAGAAGUACAAGAGGGCCGUAGCUGCUUUCUACCCGUCAACACCAAUGAGCUAAACUUCUGGAUGACUUAUGACCCUUCUUCAACUCUGCGCGAGCAAGUUAUGCUCUUGCUCGCUUGGAGCGGCCAUCUUACCACUCACGGAUACUCAAAACCUCUGGAGGACUAUGUGAAAAAUCAAUAAUAAUGAGCGUUCUGUAUAAUGUACCUUUAUUUAGUUACUCCCAUCACUACAAAUUCUUCAUAUCUUUCUCUUUAACCAUUAUUUUUAUCUAUACUAUAUUCAUAGUUUUUCAAAAAUAAUAAAGAAACCCAAGACUGGCGAACGCAAAAUAUUGAGGUUUUUAUUUUAUUUUUUCCAACUAAUUAACUUAGAGGCGUCAAAUACUUCACUAAAUUGAAUUGCAUGGUCAACCAUUUACAACAAUUUCAAACUUUUUUUUUUCUUUGCAAAUGACGACAGUUGCAUAGAUAACAAAGAAAAAUCUUUGAGAUUUGAAAGAGUUUGACUUUCCGUAAGACUUUGUUUUUAUUUGAGACAAUUUAUUUUGCAGCAAUUAUUUCAGCAUGAAGAA